This is a messenger RNA of Vitis vinifera (wine grape), 3006 nucleotides long. Its product is annotated as tubulin beta-2 chain. Gene Ontology annotation, molecular function: GTP binding; GTPase activity; structural constituent of cytoskeleton. The transcript has 3 exons. Gene Ontology annotation, biological process: microtubule cytoskeleton organization; mitotic cell cycle. The coding region runs from base 1484 to 2824 and encodes 446 amino acids. Lineage: Eukaryota; Viridiplantae; Streptophyta; Magnoliopsida; Vitales; Vitaceae. Gene Ontology annotation, cellular component: microtubule; cytoplasm. The record is from RefSeq and is a predicted model, not a curated record.
AGACGAAUGAACCUUGGUGUCCGAAUCAGUUCCCUCUGAAUAAAUUCUGGACCCGCUUUUGAGGUUCAAAUGGGUAUUGAUAUUCUUUUAUUUGAGGGCGGUGGUCACUUCUAGAAGUUUCAGGGCAAGAUAUAACGAAGAAAAAAAGAGGUUUGAACAGAAAGGGGAAAUGCUAUUAAUUUUUUUUUCAUUUUUAUUUAUUAGGAUAUGGAUGAAAACUUUAAAGUGGGGGUAUUUUUGUCAUUUUAUUUCUAAAAUUUGAAUAUGGGGGGAAACUAAAAGAAUUUAAAUUUGGUGCUCGAAAAGGAUGGCAUUUCAAAAACAUUGGUGAAAAAAAUUUAAAUAUUUAAUUCCUUUAUAAUAGGUGUUAAUAAUAAUUUCUCUUCUUUUUUUAAUAUUUUCUUAAUCUUUUUUUUUCUUUUUUUUUUUUCAGUUUUUGCUUAUAUUAUAUUGACAUAAUUUAUUUCCUCCCUUCUUUACAAAAUGUUUUGAAUCAAAUUUUAUAUUAAAAAAAAUCUCAUGAUUUCUAAUUAUAUUAAUAUUAAAAAAAUAUAUUAUCUAAAAAUAAAAACACUAUUUUUUAUUUUCAAGAACAGAAAAUUAAACACUGGAACUUGUUUUUUCAGAAUAUAAUUUUUUUAUAGAAAAAAAGUUGCCCAAAAGAGUCAUUUAAAGCAAUUAUUUAAAUAUUUAUGAGAUUUUUUUUAAUAUAAUAAAUUUCUAAAUAUAAUUAGAAGAAAUAUUUUGUUAUGAAAAAAAUCAUAUAUUUUUUUAUUUUAAUGGUUAUCCAAUCAUUUUUUUAAGUAAGUAAUAUUUUUAAUUAAUUUUAUUAUAACGAAUUUCUUUAUUAGUUUGAUUUUACGUAUGAGAGAUUAAUAUUUGUAUUGGUUAAAAUAGUAAAAUAAAUUAUUUUAUUUUUAUUUUUGUUAAAAUAUUAGAUAAGGAAAAUAUUUUUUUUUCAUUCCAAUUUCCUUUUAGACCAAAGAAAUAAAAGAAAUUGAAAUCAAUUCGGUAAAAAAAAAAUUAUUUUUCAAAAAUAGGGAUUUAUUAGGAAUAUAUUUAAAGAAAUAUUUUAUUUUAUUUUUUUUAAAUUAAUGAAUCAACACAAGGAAUGUGCCAACCAAAGCCAACUCAAAAGGUCCCCGUGUUUCCUUGUAUAUUAUUAAAUAAUAAAACUAGGGGGGAAAAAAUAAAGGUGAGUUGCGUCCAGCUGUGAUUUGAAUUCAAAAAACUUUACCAACCCUAAUAUUAACCGUUGGUUUUCUAGCCGUUAGCGCCUUGGAGUAGCUGCGGCCUAUCUGGCCGGCCAUUUUAGAACACCCAUUCAAAACUUUGAAAAACAAAAAGAGCCGUUAUAGCCCGCUCUUCUAUAUAUAGCCUUCCCUUCCUCCUUAAUAAACCCUCCUUAUUUCUACAUCUCUCUGCAUCUCUCUCUAUCACAGCAAAUUCCUCAUCUCUCUAAUUUCCCUUCUCCCGAAAGAAAAUGCGUGAGAUUCUUCACAUUCAGGGAGGCCAAUGCGGCAACCAGAUCGGUGCCAAGUUCUGGGAAGUAGUGUGCGCUGAGCAUGGGAUUGAUCCCACUGGAAAAUACCAUGGGGACUCCGAGAUUCAGCUUGAGAGGAUCAAUGUCUACUACAAUGAGGCUGGUGGUGGAAGAUUUGUUCCGCGGGCUGUCCUCAUGGACUUGGAGCCCGGGGUCAUGGACAGUGUUAGGUCUGGGCAGUAUGGUCAGAUUUUCCGCCCGGACAAUUUUGUUUUUGGUCAGUCCGGUGCCGGAAACAAUUGGGCUAAGGGGCAUUACACUGAAGGGGCAGAGCUGAUCGACUCUGUUCUCGACGUCGUUCGCAAAGAGGCCGAGAAUUGUGACUGCUUGCAGGGGUUCCAGGUAUGCCACUCUCUGGGAGGGGGUACAGGAUCUGGAAUGGGGACUCUUCUGAUUUCCAAGAUUCGUGAAGAAUACCCAGAUAGAAUGAUGAUGACCUUCUCGGUGUUUCCCUCUCCAAAGGUGUCUGACACAGUUGUGGAGCCUUACAACGCCACUUUGUCUGUCCACCAGCUCGUGGAAAAUGCAGAUGAGUGCAUGGUUCUUGACAACGAGGCUCUCUACGACAUCUGCUUCCGAACACUCAAGCUCACCACUCCUAGUUUUGGUGAUCUCAACCAUCUAAUUUCUGCAACAAUGUCCGGAGUCACAUGUUGCCUAAGGUUCCCAGGGCAGCUCAAUUCUGAUCUGAGAAAGCUGGCUGUAAACCUCAUCCCCUUCCCUCGCCUCCAUUUUUUCAUGGUGGGUUUUGCUCCACUCACUUCCCGGGGGUCUCAGCAGUACCGGAACCUGACAGUCCCGGAGCUCACCCAGCAGAUGUGGGAUGCAAAGAACAUGAUGUGCGCAGCUGACCCGCGCCAUGGCCGGUAUCUGACAGCUUCAGCAAUGUUCCGGGGAAAGAUGAGUACCAAAGAAGUGGACGAGCAGAUGCUGAAUGUGCAGAACAAGAACUCAUCCUACUUUGUGGAGUGGAUCCCCAAUAAUGUGAAGUCAACAGUGUGUGACAUCCCGCCGACUGGUCUAAAGAUGGCGUCGACAUUUAUAGGGAACUCAACGUCGAUACAGGAGAUGUUCAGGCGGGUGAGCGAGCAAUUCACGGCCAUGUUCAGGAGGAAGGCUUUCUUGCAUUGGUACACAGGGGAAGGGAUGGAUGAGAUGGAGUUCACAGAGGCCGAGAGCAACAUGAAUGAUCUGGUUUCGGAGUAUCAGCAGUACCAAGAUGCGACUGCUGAUGAGGAGGGAGAGUAUGAGGAUGAAGAGGAGGAAUAUGAGCAGAUGUAAUUGUUGUUGUUGGGAUGACCACCAUUGCUGUAUACCUCAACUUCCAGUUGCUGGUUUUUAUAGCUAGGAUUCUAAGAAUGGUGUCGAAUUCAGGGUUAUGAGGGACCUUGAAACAAAACAACCAUAUUUUUUGCUUUUGUAAUUUCCCGUUUCUGAAAUGAAAAGCCCUUCUAUUUAAUUUC